This is a messenger RNA of Hyphopichia burtonii NRRL Y-1933, 1006 nucleotides long. It is a transcript of the gene MRPL40, whose product is annotated as mitochondrial 54S ribosomal protein YmL40. NCBI's taxonomy places the organism in Eukaryota, Fungi, Ascomycota, Pichiomycetes, Serinales, Debaryomycetaceae. The transcript has a single exon. The coding region runs from base 35 to 1006 and encodes 323 amino acids. The record is from RefSeq and is a predicted model, not a curated record.
GCCAGAGGUUAUACACUAGUAGGAAUAGCUAAAGAUGUCAUGGAAUACUGCUAAAAAAAGGUUCCAAGCCGAUUUGGAAAAAAUGUCCAAUCGUGCCAGGGGGAAAUACUUGAAUGAUUUGAAGAAAAUGCAAUUACCAACUUUUGAAACCGCUCUCCGUCCUAUACCCCAAAAUGAAAGAAGAACUGAUCUUAAAGAUAUUGGAUUUGCACCAGGAGAUUUUGCAUAUAUAACGGAAGGUCCACAUAAGGGUACUAUUUCAACUGUGCUUCAAUAUACUAGUGAAUUCGAUCAAGUUUACUUAUCUUCGGUAACUUCCAAAAAAAUUAUUCCAAAAGAAAAUUGGGUACCAAAUCAAUCUUCACAUCUUAUGGAUUAUCCAGAACCAAUUUCAGCCAAAGAUAUCAAAGUGGCCGCGAAGGAUAAAGACGAAAAGGGGAACGUUUAUUACGUUGUUGCCGAUGAUAUUGUUCAAAAAGAUAAAUAUUAUGAUUCAAGAUAUUAUAGAUGGUUACCAAAAAGAUUUAUCAAACAUCACGAUGCAAUUGAAAUUCCAUGGCCAAAUCCUCCUCAAGAACAAAAACCAGGGGCUUUAUCAACAAGCCCAGAAGUUGCCAAAGAAAAAACAUGGGAAUUACAAUCAAUUGUAAAAUCUCCUUUCCCUUCAAAAGUUUUGAAAGAAUUAAGAAAUCCUUAUAGUCAAUACAAAAAGAAGGCUCUUAGUGAUAUUCAAGCAAGAAAAUUAAAUGCCCCCGAAAUGCCAUUAUCAAAAGAACAAAAAAUCUAUUUAGCUAAAAAAGCUGCUGAACCUAAAAAACAAUUACAAAGAUUAUCUCCAGAAAUUCAAGAUUUUAUUGGUGAAAAAAUUGCCAAUCAUGUUAAUAAAAUUGAUAACCCAUACCUUUUGGCUCACUUGGAUGCAUUAUCCAAUGUUAAAAUUCCUGAUUUUGCUAAAACCAUGUCUAAAAUUGAAGAAUCAGAAAAACGUCAACAAAAUCAAUCAUAA